AUGACAUUAAGUGUGAGUAUCAUCCUGGCAGCAGGAUGGCACCAGAAGUAUGUACAUGCUUUCAAUGAUUUCAAGUGCCAUCCAACACCAUUGACAUCUUCUACACCACCUGACAAACACCCUUGGGCUCCAUUCAGAUUGUGGCUGGAGUUUGAUAUUGCUGAGCUUGCUCUGGAGGCCUGCCUAAAUAAUGGACAGACUGAUCGUCUUAUCAAGUUCUGUAACCAGUGCACUUCCAGGCAGGAAAAAUUCAUGUUCCAGAACCACAAAGACAUCCACAACAGGUGGGAUGCUGUCUUCCAUCGUGUCACUGGGUUUACUCAGGACAUAAUUUCUGUACCAUACAAUGAUUCAAUUCGACAAUUCAAUUUAUACUAUUGGGAUCUCUGGGAGUGGGUGGCUGAUCUCCUUCACAAUCCUCAACUGUUCCCACAUAUGGUUUUUAAUGCACAACAGUUCUCAAAGUUCGAUGGCAAGACUUUCAUACAUUUUGUAGACAAACCUUUCACUGCCGACACCUUUUGGAAUGUUCAAGUAUGUAUUAAUAUCAUCUGUGGCGAUUUUGAUUGCCUUCAUUUUGCCUCAUAG
Messenger RNA from Suillus subalutaceus, 588 nucleotides. RefSeq lists its product as uncharacterized. The record is from RefSeq and is a predicted model, not a curated record. The coding region runs from base 1 to 588 and encodes 195 amino acids. Lineage: Eukaryota; Fungi; Basidiomycota; Agaricomycetes; Boletales; Suillaceae. The transcript has 2 exons.